This is a messenger RNA of Formica exsecta, 1622 nucleotides long. RefSeq names its product CD63 antigen. The transcript is spliced from 5 exons. The coding region runs from base 221 to 922 and encodes 233 amino acids. NCBI's taxonomy places the organism in Eukaryota, Metazoa, Arthropoda, Insecta, Hymenoptera, Formicidae. The record is from RefSeq and is a predicted model, not a curated record. Gene Ontology annotation, cellular component: membrane.
GCCUCGAGGCCGAGGAUUUCGAUCGAAGCCCUUCGUCGCCUAGACUAAGGGGCACAACCUAGAUCGCUCCCACUAACUGUACGGCCGUCGCACGGAACACAAGUCGGUCGAUUAUGCGUCUGAUCUUUUGAAUCCCGCGAAGUGUCGUGAGAUCGAUUCCAAAUUAGAGUAAUAAAAUCGAGAUAAUAAGAUCAAUUCUCUCGCGAAACAAAUUGCUACCAUGGAGUCCUGCGGGAUGAAUAUCAUCAAGUACAUCCUUUUCAUCUUCAAUCUGGUCUUCGCUAUAUCCGGUAUAGGUAUCAUCGCAGCCGGUGCGUGUGUGUUAGCGGAUGUUGGUGAAUUCGGUCACUUUGUAGAAGGCAGAAUAAUGGCACCGCCUAUAGUACUUAUAGUUGCGGGAGCUAUCGUUUUCAUUAUAGCUUUUCUAGGGUGUUAUGGAGCGAUCAAGGAGCACUAUCACAUAUUAAUCGCCUUUGCGGCCGCGCUGUUAAUAAUUUUCGUGAUUGAGCUCGCGGUGGGCAUAGCAGCGGCGGUGUUUAAAAACGAUUUCAGCAUGGCAAUGAAAGACACUCUGAAAGAUUCGAUGAAGAAUUAUUCGGAAACUGACAGGAUGGCCUGGGACAACGUGCAGAGAAAGUUGGAAUGUUGCGGCGUGGACGGUCCUAAUGAUUGGACCCCGUCUAAUGGAUUUACGUUAACUUUUCCGUCCUCUUGUUGCAAGCACGAUCCGCAAGUGAUUUGUCAGGUUAAUGAUGCAUCGGUAUAUCAGGAGGGUUGCUUUAGCAAGUUGGAAAUGCGGGUCCACAAGGGCGCUACGGUUUUAAUUGGCGUGGGUAUCGGGAUAGCUUUCGUGGAGAUCGCCGGUAUCAUCCUAGCUUGGUGUCUCGCUGCAACCAUAAAAAGGGAAACCGAUCAUAAAUGAAACGAGGUGUAUUAAUUUCGUUUUAUUUGUCAUAUAUAAAACGAGACGUCAAAUUAAAAAUUCCGAUAAUAAUACGGUAUAAAAAAAUUUACAUUUGAUUUCGUAUCAAUGAUGAAUCAAGAGAUCAAUACAUUCUUCGUGAACUAAUUAUUAUGAAGUUCACUUAUAAUAUAAUAUAAUAUCGCGCAUUGUAACUUUCCGUUCGUUCUUCGCGCUCGUCUCUUACAAUUAGCAGCACAAUAACGGAUCAAAACCUCAGACUUUAACUUUACUCAUAUUUAUCACAUUUUGUAACUAUGCUUCUGCUUUUAUAUACGCGAUAAAUAUCCGUUCCUGAGAAAACUAGAGAGAUAUGUUUCUAGAAUAGACCAAAAGAAACAUUAUAUAUAUUUCCUUUUAAUUGAAAGUUAUGUCGCUAAUUGUUAGUUUAUAAUUAUAAUGUACAUUUUACAACAAAUAUCACAAUAUAGAAUAAUUAUGGAUAUAAUUGAUGUGCUGUUGAUAUUUGUCAUAUAUUAAAUAUUGUAUCAUUAUAUAUAUAUAUAUAUAUAUAUUAUAUAGACUGAUAUUUUGCUUAUUAAAAAAUCAUUUUUUUGCGUGUUUCUAUAAAUGUGUGCCUAAUGCAAAUGUAGAUUGUAUAAUAGUAUGUUUUAUGUGCUAUUUAUAUAUAUCUGUAUAUUCCUACAAUAACUAUUUUGUU